Molecule: messenger RNA, 1451 nt
Organism: Cariama cristata (Red-legged seriema)
Lineage: Eukaryota; Metazoa; Chordata; Aves; Cariamiformes; Cariamidae
Gene: NPNT
Product: nephronectin
Exons: 10
Cellular component (GO): membrane
Molecular function (GO): calcium ion binding
Source: RefSeq, a predicted model, not a curated record
AUCUCAAUGAGUGUGGACUAAAACCACGGCCAUGCAAACACCGGUGUAUGAAUACCUACGGCAGCUACAAGUGCUACUGUCUGAAUGGCUACAUGCUUAUGCCAGAUGGAACGUGCUCGAAUGCCCUUUCUUGCUCGAUGGCAAACUGUCAGUACGGCUGUGAUGUACUGAAAGGGGAGGUACGGUGCCGCUGUCCUUCUCCAGGACUGCAGCUAGGGCCUGACGGCAGGACUUGCAUAGAUAUUGAUGAAUGUGCUACUGGGAGAGUUAUCUGUCCACGAUUUAGGCACUGCGUCAAUACUUUUGGAAGCUACGUUUGCAAGUGUCAUAAGGGCUUUGAUCUAAUGUACAUUGGAGGCAAAUACCAAUGCUAUGAUAUAGAUGAAUGUUCCCUUGGCCACCAUCAGUGUGGUAGUUUUUCACGAUGUUACAAUACACCAGGAUCCUACAAAUGCAAGUGUAAAGAAGGGUACAGAGACAAUGGAACAAACUGCAUACUUAUUGCUAAUGUUACGGUUGAACCACCUGGUCCGUAUCAUAUAUUUAAGGGCAACAGCACGCUCCCUAAGGGAGGCAGUGGUAAAACCAAUAGGAUUGCUGAUGUUGGAGGCACAAGGCAGCCCCUCAGACCGCUGUAUGUACCUGCUGUUGUUACAGAAAGGCCAGUGACCAGGCCAACGACUCGUCCUACACCCAGGCCAACAACUCGACCGACACCAAAGCCUCCACCUCCAACAUCACCUCAACCUACAACGUUAAGACCUACACUACCACCACAAAGAACUCCUCUGAUAACGACUGAAGAGCCUUUACGUGUUCCCAUUGAAACUACAUCUUCCCAAGGAACUACAGAUGACAACAGGAUCCAGCUAGAUCCUCAGAAACCCCGGGGAGAUGUGUUCAUUCCCCGCCAGCCUGGAGUGAGCAAUAAUCUGUUUGAAAUACUUGAAAUUGAAAGAGGGAUUACCGCCGAUGAAUUUGAAGCAAACGAUGACCCAGGUGUGCCGGUGCACAGCUGUAACUUUGAUAGCGGACUGUGCGGGUGGAUCAAGGACAAAGAUGACGACGUCCACUGGGAACCAGUGAGAGAUGCGUCAGGGGGACAGUAUCUUACCAUCUCUGACCCCACAGGCAAAGAAGGAGGGGUCGCACAUCUCAUCCUGCCCUUGGGUCCCACGGCUCAGGCCGGCGACUUGUGCCUGUCGUUCAGGCAUAAGGUUCCUGGACCACAUUCUGGUGCCCUCCAAGUCUUUGUAAGGAAAACCGGUGCUCACGGACCAGCCGUUUGGGGAAGAAAUGGUGGCCAUGGCUGGAGACAGACACACAUAACUUUACGAGGACUAGGCCUCAAGAGUGUUAUUUUCAAAGGGGAGAAGGGGAAAGGAAGAACUGGGGAUAUUGGACUAGACGAUGUGAUCUUGCGGAGAGGACGCUGCUCUGAAGAGCAUUAG